AUGUUCCAGUGGCCUCCAGAAUUACAGGCCUGUGGCAGUGACUUACACGUCAUGAAGACACUGGAAAGAUUCAUCCAUGACCAGCUCCAACCUAUUGUCAUGCCACAACAGGAUCCCCUUCAGUUCCCCCACCAGCCCCGCCUUGGAGCUGAGGACACCAUCAUCUACCUGCUCAAUCGUGUCUACGCCCAUCUGGACCAGCUCUCUACCCUCUACACAACAGACUUCAGCCACUGCACAGAGACCUGCCAUCUUCAGAAGUUUUCUGAUGACUCUGUGGUGGUUGGAUGCAUGGGUGAUGAGAGGGAGGCUGUGAUUAAGUCUUUUGUCACAUGGUGCAAGCAGAAUCCUUUGCAGCUCAGUGUGACAAAGACCAAAGAAUUGAUUGUAGGGGUCCUCAGGAAGUACAAACUGGACUCCAACCUGCUGCUGACCUUCUACUGCUCGUCCAUUGAGAGCUCGCUGACGUACUGCAUCACAGCAUGUUAUGACAGUUGCACUAAGGCGGAUAGAGGAGUAGUCAAGGCAACACAUAAGAUGACCUGCGGCCCUUUCCCCUCCUUGAUGGACAUCUAUUCCUUCUGCUGCCUCAACAGAGCAACAAACAUCAUCAAGGACAGCUCCCACCCUGGUUUUGACCUGUUCAACCUGCUUCCCUCAGGGAAGCGCUACAGGUCUCGGACCACACACCAGAUGUCUAAUAACACUGACACUGACAGCCCUUUCUCAGAAGCUGCAGUGGCUGCAGACUCUGAGAAUUGUUCAAAUAUUGGACGUGACAUUCUUCAAAAAGGCGGCUCUGCAGUAGAUGCCGCCAUUGCUGCGCUGCUGUGCACCUCCAUCAUCAACCCACAGAGUGCGGGAAUCGGAGGGGGGUCCAUAUUCACAAUUAUGGACAGCUCUGGUAAUGUAACAAUAAUCAACUCCAGAGAGACUGUCCCCAAAAACGUGAACCCUGAUCUGCCUACGUUAUGUAGUAACACCCCAGACUGGAAGCAAGAUAACAAAUGGAUUGGGGUUCCUGGGGAAAUCCGAGGUUAUGCAGAGGCACACCGGCUGUAUGGGAAGUUGCCGUGGGCCGACCUCUUUCAGCCAACCAUCAAACUGGCCAAGGAAGGGUUUUCUAUUCCUCAUGUCCAAGGUCAACACAUUCCACGCAUUGCUAAUACAUCACUACGAGAGUUAUAUGAGAAUGGGACUCUUCUUAAAACCGGUAAUACUGUGAAAUUUAAGAAACUGGCUAAAACUUUGGAGAUGAUCGCAAACGAGGGACCAGAUGUGUUUUACAACGGAACAAUAGCAAAGAAUUUAAUCCGUGACAUACAGGAUGCAGGAGGAAAACUCACACUGGAGGACUUGGCCUCAUAUAAAGUUAAAGUGACUGAAGCGUGGAAUAUUUCUUUGGGAGAGUAUCGGAUGUACUUCCCUCCGCCCCCUGCAGGAGGAGCCCUCCUCAGCCUCAUCCUCAACAUCAUGAAAGGAUAUAACAUAAAUUCAGAACCUAUCACGACUGAUGAAAAGACAUUAUUUUAUCACCGUUAUAUUGAAGCUUUAAAAUUUGCCAAUGGAUUAAAGGAACAUAUCAGAGAUCCAGAGUUCGACCCAGAUAAUAAUGCAAAAAAUUUAACAGAGGAUAACUUUGCUGAUGAAAAACGGAGUUUGAUCACAAAUGAGACUCAUGAGCCUGAUUAUUAUGGCAAAACCCGGCAUGUGGACAGCACAGGUACCACACACGUUUCUGUGCUGGAUAAAAAUGGAUCCGCUGUGUCUGUCACCAGCAGCAUCAAUGACAUAUUUGGCUCCAAGGUCCUCUCUCCAAGCACUGGAAUCAUCCUCAACAACCAGCUGUCUGACUUCUGUGGAAGCAAUAACAGCAUCUCUCCUGGGGAGCGUCCUCCUUCCUCUAUGGCCCCAGCUGUGCUGAAGUCUGAAUCAAAGACGCUGGUAAUUGGAGGAUCUGGUUCAACUAUGAUUACAACUGGAAUGGCCUCGGCGCUCAUCAAUCAUCUUUGGUUUAACAAGAGCCUUGAAGAUGCAAUUAACGCUCAAGUUUUUUUUGUCAACUCUAAAUACGAAGUUAUGUUUGAACCCGAGCUUACCCGAAAGGAUUUACUGGAUUCUCUUGAAGCUCGGGGACAUAAUAUAGCAAUCUUCUACAAUGUAGUUAAUGCUGUGAAGAAGGAGAAUAGGGAGGGUAAUGUCACUAUCUAUGCGUGGUCUGAUAAAAGGAAAAAGGGCAAAGCAGCUGGCUACUGA
Molecule: messenger RNA, 2256 nt
Organism: Pelmatolapia mariae (spotted tilapia)
Lineage: Eukaryota; Metazoa; Chordata; Actinopteri; Cichliformes; Cichlidae
Product: glutathione hydrolase 5 proenzyme-like
Exons: 13
Coding region: 1-2256 (751 amino acids)
Biological process (GO): leukotriene D4 biosynthetic process; inflammatory response; glutathione catabolic process
Cellular component (GO): plasma membrane
Molecular function (GO): leukotriene-C(4) hydrolase activity; glutathione gamma-glutamate hydrolase
Source: RefSeq, a predicted model, not a curated record